AUGCACGCCUCAACUUCAAAUACCAAGUUGAGCAUGCAAGCACUAAAGCAGCAGCUGUCGGAGGGGGCAUUAUCCCGUCUCAUGCCAAACGUAGGUGGGCCAAAACCGAGACGACGAGCCCUGCUAGCGUCAGUAGUUACAUCUAUACUGACCUAUGGCAUUGCCAUCUGGGCAAGUGCACUAAAACUGCAGGAGUGCCAGAGGAUGAUAUAUCCUGUAGGCCGACAAAUGGCACUGAGAGUUACGAGUGCGUUCAGAACCGUCUCCAGGGAUGCAGCACACGUAAUCUCGGGAAUACUGCCAAUUGAGAUUCUAGCAGAGGAAUACAGGAGCUUUAUACCAGUGUAG
Molecule: messenger RNA, 348 nt
Organism: Homalodisca vitripennis (glassy-winged sharpshooter)
Lineage: Eukaryota; Metazoa; Arthropoda; Insecta; Hemiptera; Cicadellidae
Exons: 1
Coding region: 1-348 (115 amino acids)
Source: RefSeq, a predicted model, not a curated record